AUGAACAAACUUGCAUUCGUUGAAGGUAAUGCCGAACAACGAAAUAAAGCAAUAAACAAUCUUCUGGUGUUGACUCGUGAUUCUGAGACAGGAGCAGAACGGGUGUGGAAUGAUGGCAAGAUUGUUGACACAAUUUUGGGUAUUAUCAGCGACACGAAAAUGGAUGGAGAAUAUAUUUUGGGUGCUGUGCGAGUGCUCGAUGAAGUCGUGAAGAACAGUAAACGGGCAAUGAAGCUUAUCGAUAAACUGGGAAUGCCAAAAUUGUUGAAGUUAUUAACUCUACGCAACGAUCAACAAUAUGUUGAUGCUACUGGUGUGAUCAUACAGAGAAUGUUUAAUGCACUCGCAAAAAUGGACCGACAAAAGGAGAUUAAACCGGAUCCAGAAGAAAAGGAGAUUAAACCGGAUCCAGAAGUAACGGCUUCGGUAAGGGAAACACUAAUCGACUUAUUGCUGAAAAAUUUGAUGCAUAUGGAUGGAGGUCUGCCGCGUGGUUGGAGUUGGCGUUUUGUUGAAGAUCGAGAUGUACACAGCACAUUUAUCGUCAAGUGCCGAUACAUUUAUGGUAUUUACGAGNUGCUGAAAUUGUUGCACAUAGCCACUCAAGUACCUGAGCAAUGCGAUUAUCCGGUAUCGGCAGAAACGCGUCAACAUUUAGCGAUAUGUUUGGCACGUUUAAAUGAUGAUAUGGUUUUUGAUAAUAGACGUGCGGUUUACAAGGAGCGUGUUGACGCUUUUUUCAACAAUUUGAUGGAGAAAUUGGACGAUCCUAAAGUAAAAGUGAAAAUGGCUUCAUUGUUGUUAACACUACUGCAGGGACCAGUUGAUGUGGGCAUAAAUUUGGUCACAAACGAUCAUAUCACAGCAAUGAUGCUUGAAAUGGCCGAUGAUGACGAUCAUUUACAUCAGAGUAUUGCCGCUGAACUAAUCGUACAGACAGUGAGUAAGCACGAACGUGCAACAACCAUACUCAAGUUUGGAUUACCAAUAUUGCGUAAGCUGUAUGAGUCGAGCGACGACAAUGUAAGGGUUCGUGCCUUAGUUGGUCUCUGUAAGUGUGCGUCUGCGGGUGGUGAUGAUUCCAGUAAGCAAACAAUGCAGGAGGGCAGUACCAUCAAAUUGGCGUCCACCUGUAAGAAAUUUCUUUUGGAUAUCGAUCGACAUAGCGUUGAUGUUCGAAGGUUUGCAUGCGAAGCUCUCUCGUACUUAUCGCUUGAUGCGGAUGUCAAAGAAUGGAUAUGUGAUGACCCACUCUUAUUACAGGCUUUAUUAGUGCUUGCAAAGACGGCCGGAGCAUUGUGUGUAUAUACUUUGGCGAGCAUCUAUGUGAAUCUAACAAAUUCAUAUGAAAAGCCAAAAAUCGAUGAGGAGUUGGUGAAGUUGGCACAGUUUGCAAAGCAUCACGUACCAGAAACACAUCCGAAGGAUACUGAGGACUGUAUUGAGAAAAGGGUUCGUUCAUUGGUGAAAGAUGGCGCAACAUCAGCGUGCAUUGCCAUCUCGAAAACUGAGAGUAAGAAUGCUUUGGAAAUGCUCUCAAGAGCUUUGCUUGCAUUCACCGAAUUUAAAGAUCUUCGAGGACAAAUUCUAAGUGAAGGUGGUGCGAAGUUAUUACUUCGUUUGACAAAAGAAGCAACGCCCGAAGGGAAAAUAAAAGCUGCACAUGCGAUUGCCCGACUUGGCACUGAGGCAGACCCAACGAUCGCCUUCCCAGGACAACGUGCCUAUGAAGUGGUGAAGCCGUUGGCUGAAUUGUUGCAUCCUGACAUCGAGGGAAGACCCAACUACGAUGCGCUGUUAACGCUCACCAAUCUUGCGAGUGUGAGUGAUUCGAUUCGUAAGUGUAUUCUGAAGGAGAAAGUGGUGCCAAAAGCCGAGGAGUAUUGGUAUAUGACAGAUCAUCCGCAUCUGCGCGCCGCUGCAGCCGAAUUGUUUUUAAAUUUAUUAUUCUGUGAAGACUUCUUCAAACAAACUGUUCGAAAAGGAACCGAUCGGCUGAAAUUAUGGGUUCUGUAUUCGGCCGAACAAGAUGAACGAUUGGCAAUGGCUUCGACGGCCGGUUUUGCGAUGUUGACCGAAGAUGAGGAUGCGUGCAAACGAAUUAUUGAUGAGAUGAAAAGUUGGACGGAUGUUCUGAAAGAGAUUUGUAUGGCUGAACAGAGUGAAGUGCAACGGCGAGGACUUAUUGCCAUCGCCAAUAUGGUCGAGUCUUCGGAAAAAGUGGCCUCAGAAAUCAUUGCGAGUGAUAUAUUCAACGUUCUGGUAGCCAUAACAAAACUGAAGAACAAAAGUCGUGCUGGAGCGCAGAAAGAAGCACAACGUGCAUUGGAUGCUGCGGUCAAAUGGGGUAUUAUUAAGCCAUCAGAACGUGAGAUUUACGAGAAAACAACUGGAAUAUCGACAAUCGCUGAAGAAUAA
Molecule: messenger RNA, 2418 nt
Organism: Anisakis simplex (herring worm)
Lineage: Eukaryota; Metazoa; Nematoda; Chromadorea; Rhabditida; Anisakidae
Source: the annotation of a GenBank genome assembly